Molecule: messenger RNA, 6587 nt
Organism: Monodelphis domestica (gray short-tailed opossum)
Lineage: Eukaryota; Metazoa; Chordata; Mammalia; Didelphimorphia; Didelphidae
Source: RefSeq, a predicted model, not a curated record
GCCAGAGCCACAGCCUCCACCUCCUGGGCUCCGCGGCCUCCUCCCGGGACUCUUUGUCCGGCCUUUUUUCUGGGGCUUCCGCCUCUUCUCCUUUGAAAUGCUAAUUGCAAGCCACUGGAGAAUUAGGAAAGGAAAGGAAAGGAAAGGAAAGGAAAGGUGUUUGGCAGCCUUUAAAGGAGCCUGAAUAAGCCGGAGGGGCUCGGAGGGGGGUAGAGGAGUCACUUCCGGGAGAGGACAUCUCCGCGGUAGAGAUCGGCCUCUUCUCGCUCCCCCGAGGACCCGGCAGAACUAGUCUCUAGAGGAGAGCUACAGACCUCUUAGGCGCUGGCCUCAUCCGCGCCUGCUGCCUGGGCUUUUUCUGGAGUCCCUGCCUUUGCUGAGCCUCAUCUCGGUCUUCAUGAGCUGUCCCAGCUGUCUGGCCCUCACCACACUCCCUGGGUCCCUGGCAUCCCUCCUCCCUUCUCUCAGGCCUGUCCGCUCAGGGCGGAGGCACUGAGCCCUCCGAUCCCGCAGGGGGCGCUCUUCGCUCUCGCACACAAAUAGGCGCUGGCUGGGCAGGUCGGUCUCGAUGGCUCCGGAAGCCGCAGCGUAGUGGGAGUGCACGCAGGAGGCUCGCCAGUCGCGAAGCACGGACCCGCCGCAGACCUCCCGAGAACCCAGGGCCGCCGCUCUCGCCGCCAUGGGCGCCGAGCACCAAGCCCGUGCUUGCUUGGCCAGCUGCGGCCCCAACACACCACCGAUCCUACUUGAGCUGUUACGCAUGCUCCAAGGAUUCGCCGGAGCCUCGGGCCGGCGGUGCCAGGAGCAGAGCCUGGCAGAGGUUGGGAGUCUCCUGCCCGCUCUGAGCGAGGCCUGGGACGAGCUGGGUGUCCCCGAGGUCCAGUCCUUCCUGCGGUGCCUCCUGGCCUGUCAGCUGGAGGCCAUGGGCAGCCUGGGGGCCUUCCGCAAGCUGGAGAAGAUCUUGGACACGCUGACCGCGGGGAGAGAGACCAUGGCGUGUGAGGAAGUGGCCCGGCUCCUGGGCAACCUGACCCAGGAGCGGCAGGCGCUGGCCCUCGGAGAGCUCCGCACAGUGUGUCUGUUCCUGGAGGAGAGCAGCCUGGCCAGAGAACACUGGAGACGCUCCCUGGACACCCUGCUGGACUGCGCCGCCUCCACACUGGCCUCCGUGCUAGAGGAGCCCGCCGCGGGGCCGGCCGAGCAGGCCUACCUGGCAGUGAAGCUGGCCCUGCAGCUUUUCCAGAUCAUGGCGGAGGAAGUGGGGAUCUUGGUCUGGAACCCGGCGGAGGACGUGGAGUCCCUGGCGAGCAUCCUUCAGUCCCUGGUGCAAGUGAUCAUGGGAGAGGUGGCCCACAAGGAUGCCCGCCUUCUGGCUGGCACCGCGCUGGGCAUGCUGGUGAACACUGCCCCCACCCCAGAGGUCGGGGCCCGGGCCCUGUUUGAGCUGCUCGACAUGCUCUACCCGGAUGGCGGGGAGGAGACGCUUGGGUGGCUCCAGGUGACGCUGCCCCCCAUGAACCCCGACGGGCUGGAGGACCUGGUGCUGAGCAGAGGCCUUCUGACGGCCUGCAGGAGGGACAUCUUGACCUUCAAGGCUCCCGGUUGGAUGGCCUGCCCGCUGCUCAGUAACCUGAUGCCCUGCAUCGACUCGGACUGGAACGGGAAGAACGUGGACCAUCGUGCCUUCCUCCUCCAGGUGUUCUCCCUGUGGCUGCAGCGGGUACAAGAAAGUGCCCCGAGCAUCUGGAUCGGCCGACUGCUGAGCAGCGAUUCCCUGAGGAUCCAGAUGCUGACUUACUUCAUCUGGAGCAACACAGAGAGCCCGCUGGAAGGCCUGUCUGAGGCCACCCUGCGCUGCUUCAGCCUCUUCCUGGUGCUUUAUCGGGAAGAAUGUGAAUUCCUUGGGGAUACGGAGCGGCCCCUCUAUGAUGAGUUCCUAGAGAAGAUCAAGGCUUUGCCCUGGUCGACUAAGGCCCGUUACCCAGCCCUUUGUGCUCUGCUCCCCUUCCUUGGCUCUGACAAGGUCUUGGACAUGCUCCCGGAGCUCCCACAGCACCUGUUGCUCUGCCUGUCCACCAACCCCCUGAGCCCCCCAGCGGCGGACACCUACCGCUCCUUCCUCCAGGCCCAGCGGUGGGAGUGGGCCAUGGUGGAGGCAGUAGGCAGCGAGCAGGUCCUGGCCAAGCGGUGGGCCCGGCACUGGCUGCCAGCCUUGGCUGAGGCCCUCCAGUCUGCGGUGCCCAGCCUGCAGGGUCGGGCGGCCAGCUCCCUGCUCCCUCACACCCUGCAGCUCUUCCCAGCCUCGGCAAGGCUGCUGGAGGAGGCCUUCUCGGGCUCGGGGCUGGGCUGCCUACGGGGGUGGGCGUCCCUGCAGAGGACGCGGAAGGAGCUGGGCCAGGGCCCCACGGCCAUGGCCCAGAGCCCAGACCGCCUGGCCGUGUGCCUGGCCUGUGGGGAUGAGGCUGUGCGCCUGAUGGCGGCCAGCCUCUUGUGUGGGGGGCCUGGCUCUGCCCAGGCCCCCGGCCCGAAGGAGCUGGCCCUCUUCCAGGACUUCCUAUGGCUGAACCUCAGCCAUUCCUCAGCUUCCUUCCGGCAGCUGCUGCAGGCCACCGUGAGCAGGCUCCUGGGCCGACUUCGGGACAGCGCCCUGGCCGCGCUUCGCAGCCAAGGGGCGUCCGGAUCGGGCCCAACCCCGGAGCCUGUCCUGCUCGCCGGAGACUUUGUGGAGUGGCUUCUCCAGCUCAGCGUCUCCCAGCUGAGCCCAGCCUCCAGCUUCCAGCGCCGAAGGACUGCCCUGCUCUUGCUCACAGCCCUGCUGUCGACGUGCACCGACAGCUGGAGGCCGGAGAAGAAGAAGGGCCAGCCUCCCCCCAACAUGGCGGCCUUGCUGAGCUGGGCCAGGCAGAGUGGCCGCUGGGACUUCACCUCAAGGGCCACCUUACUAGCUUUGCUUAGUUGCCUUCAGGACAGCACAAGUGAGAUCCGGGAGCCGGCUGCCAACCUUCUACACCUCUACUUCCCUGCUCCUCUGCCCUCAACCCUAGCUGAAGCCCUGCUAGAGCGGGCAUGCCAGGCCCUGAGCAGCUCCCGUGGGCAGGAGGUGGAAGCUGGGGCUCUCAUGAUGCAGACCUUGCUGCAGAAAGUGGACAGUGACACCCUCCAGAAGAUUGUCCCUGGGCCUGAGGAGGAGGGCCCAGCCCCCAGCUGCCCCAGCCUCAUUGUCGUCUCCUACCUCCUCCGUUUGCUUCAAGAGCGUCACACUGCGGCCCAGCAAGACCUACUGCAGGCUGCCUGUGCCCAGCCACUCCAUGGACCCCUGUGCGCCCUGCGCCGAUGCCUCCUGGAGGCCCCCCGCACCGGCCUGUCCAUGCAGCAGAGCGAGAGCCAGGAGUCCUGGCAGGAGCUGCUCCUGAGCACCGUGACGACGCUGGCCAAGGUGGCCUCCUUCCUCCUGGCUGUCCUGCAGGGCUCCGGAGAAGACCCGCAGCCAGCUGCUGCGCCCUCCCUGGCCGACAUGGGGGCGGCCAUCAACGCGGCGGUGUGGCAGGGCCGAGCCGGGGACUUUGGGGCCGAGGAGGAGGAGGGAGAGCCCCCGCUGCUGCUGUCCGAGGAGCAGGGCCGCAUUCUGACCUGUUGCUGGAUCUCUGCGAAGGAGAUCGGCCUGCUCCUGGGAGGCCUGGCGGAGAAGGUCCUGCUGCUGGCCCCGCCGCCGCCUGGCUCCGAGUCGCCGCUCCUGCCCCCGGAGGGCCUGCGCACCAUCGUGGCCACCCUGCAGGGGCUGCUGCUCAGGUGCCGCCAUUGGGGCGCUCUGGAGGGCUGCGCCUCCGGCCUCACCACGCUCUGCAGGACGUUGCUGAGCCAGCCCGAGCCGGGGCUGCAGGAGCUGCCCCAGAAGCUGCUCGCACAGGGCCUGGAGUUGCUGAGGGGACCCCGGAACAGCUCCGUGACCCGCCGGGCGGCAGGCUUCCCCCUCUUCCUCCAGAGCAUCGUGGCAGGAGAGACACCCGCUAGCGCCCGACCCCUGCUGGCCUGCUGUGUGGAGACGCUGCUCGAGCUGGCCAGGAGGCCCCUGCCUCACGCCUGGGACCAGACGCUGGACCUGCCCCAGGUCUCGGCUCUGCACGUGCUCCAGGCCCUGGUCCGGGGCGCCGGCCUGGGGGCCCCCAUGCUCAGGUGGGUCGGCCCCCUCCUCGAGAUGUGUCUGGGGGCGCUGAGCUCCCCGUGCUGGGCCAUGAGGAACGCCGGCACCCAGCUCUUCGGCGCCCUCCUGGGCCGGCUGCUGGGUCAGAGCCUGAGCCGGGGCGACGGCGGCUCCCAUAAAGGCCUGAGCCCCGAGGCUUUCUUCACCCUGUACCCGGAGCUGGAGGACGUCCUCCUGUCCCCGCUGCUCUCUUCCUUGCGGUCCAUAGCGGACAGCCGCCUCCGCCCUGCCCUCCACGCUGUCCUCACCCUCCUGGCCAGACUCCAGCCUGGCACCGAGCAUCUGAUCAGCUCUGCAGUGCGGUUCCGGGAGCUGCUGCUCUACCUGUCGGCGAGCCCCGUCUACGCCACGCGGGCCAUGGCCGCCCGGGCCCUGGUGCCCUUCGUGUCCCUCGGGGGGCCCAAGUGGGUCCUGCCGCGGCUGCUGGGGGACGUAGCGAGGCCCGGCCCCCACAACGUGCUUCACGGGCGGCUGCUGCAGGCUCACGCCCUCCUGGCCCAGGACGGCGCCAGCCACUCCUCCCAGGACUUGCAGGCUGCUGUGUCUCAGGCAGAGGAUGGGUUCUGGCUGCUCACCCCUGCCCAGCGCUGCCCACUGAUCCGCGCGGCCUAUUUGCGGCUUCUCUCCCUGCUGGCCGGCAGCUGCAGCAAGAACUUCCUGAAGAAGGUCGAGGCCGCCGUGGCCUGGGAGCUGGGCCAUGCCGGGCCGGAGGCUCAGGUGGGCUCCAGCGUGCUGCGGCAGGAGUGCGCCAGGUUCCUCUGCGGGGAGGCCAGGAGGCUGGCCGAUUCCACCCGGGCCUGGGCCCUGGGCUCCCUGCUGCGAGGGCCGGACCCCGAGGUGCGCCAGGCCGUCCUGGCCUGGGUGCUGGAAGAGGGCAGCCGCUGCAAGCCUGUGGCCAGCGUUCUUCGGGCCCUGCUGCUGGAGACCCUGUGGCCCGUGCUGCAGGAGGGGGGCAGCCCGGAAGGGCUGAAGCUGCACCUGGAGGCCUUGGUGCACCUGCACGAGGACCCCACGGCCCACAAUGACCCGCUCCUGCCGGUGCCACCCCCAGCCUGCUUCGAUGAACUGCUCUCGCUGGUGGAGAUGGAAGGCACCAGCCCGACCCUCCUGAGCAGGGCGCUGCCUGCCCUCAGCUUGCUCCUGACCCUGGGGCCUGAGGACUUUUCUGGCCUGGGCCCCUGGAGCCUGGUUCUCGAACGCUGGAGUGAGCCCCGUACCAAUGAGGAGCUGAGACUGGCAGCAGCGCAAUCCCUCCGCCUGGCUGGGGUCCAUGUGGUGAUUGGAGCCUGGGCAGACCCUGAGCCUGCUAUGGCAGCCCUGGCUCUCCGGCUUUUGAAUGCUGGCAUUUUCCUGCUGCAAGAUGAGGACAAGGCAGUGAGGCUGGAAGCAUCCAUGUUUGCCAGUCUGCUGGCCCAACAGAUAGGGUCCCAGCCCUGGGAGGCUGGCAUGACACUGCAAGCCAAUCAGGGCCUGCUCCUGUUGCUCCGGGUCAUUGGAACACACUUUGGAGACUGCGAGGACGCCUGGCCACUUUUGUUGCGCCAUCUCCCCCAGUGUGAUCUGGAGGGCCUCCUGGAGGAGAUCAGCACUAGUCGGACCUCCAGCCUCUACGAAGAGGAUGGAGACAACUUCUUUGCCGAGCCAGCUGUGUUUGCCCAGCAGCUGCUUCCCUUCAUGCUCCAAAUGCUGGACAGGGCUGAGGACACAGCGCCCCUCAGGGCCAAGGCCCAGCAGUGGGCGGUAGCUCGAGCCCCUGAAAUCCUUCAGAGCCUCUGUCGCUGCUCCCUCUGGUGGAGUCAAGACGGUGCUGACGCUCUGUUCCUGAAGGCCCUGGGCUGCCCCAAGGUGCACACGGCCCUCGCCGUGCUGCUGGUGGAGGCCGAGCUCUUGGCCCGGGUGCUCGAGAGCCUGCCGGGCAGCGAGGAGGAGGAGGCGGCGGCGCCCGAGGCCAGCUGCUCUGCCGAGGAGCUCAAGGAGGCCUGGGAGAAGGCUCGGGCUGUGCUCACUGGGCACGGCAUGGCUCCCCGGCUGGAGGACGGCAGGAGGCCAGGGCCGGACGAAGGGCUCUGCGCUCUCCUCACUGCCUCCGGUGGUCCCGAAAGGGCGGAGGGGCCAGCGUGCGACCAGUAGCUUCUGUGCAGGACUUCGGUGGCCCGAGGGGGCCUGAGGGGGUCCUGGCUCCGGGCCCCUCUCCUCCGUUCGGGGGAACUCCCCCUGCUCUGACGGACAUCUCCCCCCACAGCCACCCACGACCCACUCAGACCAGGCCUUGGCGAGCCCCAGAGGGCCCUGGGCUCCCCAUGAGCACUGGAGGGGACCUCCGAAACUGACCAGUCCAAUCCCCUCAUUUUACAGAAGAGAGAACUGAGAGGGAGGGAGGGAGGGG